UAACACACUCCUCCAAAGAUGUAAAACAGAUUAGACGGAGACGUCAACGAUGCGCAAUGGAGCUUUAAGAAUUGCCGCCUUUUCGCCAGUGUAUGUGAAUGCGGUGCACAAAUUUGAUAUACGUGUUGGUUGCCUACUAUGCUCAUCAGCAUGCCAGAAUUGGUUACGCUGCUACCCCAAUUUGGCUUGAAUUUUGUCUCAUUCAUGCCAUCAUCGCACAUGAUUCUCAGUGAUUAACAUUCAAACGCGUUUCGCACCCCCUCAAUUUGGCUAGCUUUUCAUGCUGUAAAAUCGAUUACAUUGAUGGCAGCUUAUAUUAUGCAUUUGCUACGAGGAGUGAAACAAAAGGCGAGGAACGACCAAUGACAGCCACUACAGCCAUGUGUUUAUCCAGUUUAAUUGAUCCAAAUUCAAAGAUUAGCAUCAUGGUUCAAAAAAAUACCAUCCGUGCCCAAAGGCCUAAGGUUUAUAAUGCAUUACAAACAGUGCAAGCACCAUGUAAGGUGGAAAAUCCUCAAUGCACUGCUGAAAUAGCUGGAAUAAGUCCUGGAAACUCUCUUGAAGCCUUUCAAGUUAUUCGUUCCGGGAACCCUUCUGCUCGACGCCGCCGACUCAGUAUGUCUAGACAGAAAUAUGGAGAUAGAAAGAUGUAUCCAGUGCCAAAUAGAUUGAGGCAAUCUGCCUGUGUUGAAGCACAUGGUUUGCAACAUUGCAUGUCAGAAUAUGUGAAUGACGGUCAUAAUCAAGGAUUGCUUAGUCAUGAACAGGUCAUUUACUUCGCCAAGAAAAUCAGAGUUGGAGUUCUAUUGGAGGACUGCAAAAAGAGGUUGCAGGAAAAAUUAGGAUAUGAACCCUCAUAUAUACAAUGGGCUGCUUAUACGAAUCUCUCUCCAAAAGAGCUCAAUGCAAGUCUCUUUGAAUCAGCGAGAGCAAUAGAUAAAUUGGUUAGGGUUAACACCCCUCUGGUGAUUUCAGUUGCAAACAAGUACAAAAACAUGGGUAUUGAUAUCAAAGAAUUGACUCAGGAAGGUGUGAUUGGACUUGUCCGUGGCCUAAGAAAGUUCGAUUACACUAAGGGAGUCAAGCUAUCAACAUUUGUGUAUUGGUGGAUUCGCCUGGCUAUAUCGAGGUUCGUUGUUAAGCAUUCAAGGAUCAUACAAUUACCUGAUUACCUUCACCAUUUUUUGGGUUCAAUAAAUAAUGUAAAAAUGCUUCUAAAAGAGGACAAUGCAACUACUACAAUUGAGAGGAUUGCAAUGACCUUAAAUGUAUCGGAUGCCAAAGUGAAGAAUGCUAUCAAGGCUCAAAAAAGGAUUAUUUCCAUGGAGGGACAAAGGCAUAUAAAUGAUGAACCAUGUGUCAUUUCAAGAAAUUAUAUAAUUGAUUAUAGUCUUGAAAAUCAACCGUGGUUUAUUGAAGGAAAUAGGAUUUUAAAGGAAGAUAUUAAUAAUUUGAUCAACUCCACUUUGACUGAUAGAGAGAAAAAAAUUAUUAGACAAUAUUUUGGUUUAGAUGCAGGUGGUUGUUUGUGGAAGGAUAUAGGAAAACGACUUGGAUUAUCAAGAGAGACAGUGAGACAAUUGGGCAUAAGAGCAAUUCAAAAGUUGAAGUAUUCAGCGAUAUAUCACAAAUUGGAUCCAUUAAGUAUACAUUACUUAAAAUAGGAUACGGCAAAAAAGUAUCAUAGUCAAGGGGUUAAAAAUCUCUUAAGAAGAAUUUUGAGUCUAUAUGUAUUCUAACGUGAUUAAUUAGUUAUCAUUGGAUUGAAUUCUUUAAAAAGUUACAAUAAUGGGUGGGCAUCUGCAGCCCUUGAUACCUGUAGAAAAUUGACACUUUUUUGUAUUGCUACACCAUAGAUAUGAAAUCUUUCAUGUUAAUUAUUCUAGUGAUUGUGUAUUAAUAUAUAGUCAUAAUUCCAGGAAAAAAUUGAAUACUAAUUAAUCUUGUAAAUUUAUAUUUUGGAUAUUAAAUAAAUGACAUUUUCUUGU
This is a messenger RNA of Cryptomeria japonica (Japanese cedar), 1988 nucleotides long. Its product is annotated as RNA polymerase sigma factor sigA. The transcript has 10 exons. The record is from RefSeq and is a predicted model, not a curated record. Gene Ontology annotation, molecular function: DNA-binding transcription factor activity. Gene Ontology annotation, biological process: DNA-templated transcription initiation; regulation of DNA-templated transcription. Bases 363 to 1664 code for a protein of 433 amino acids. Lineage: Eukaryota; Viridiplantae; Streptophyta; Pinopsida; Cupressales; Cupressaceae.